Molecule: messenger RNA, 1868 nt
Organism: Dalotia coriaria
Lineage: Eukaryota; Metazoa; Arthropoda; Insecta; Coleoptera; Staphylinidae
Product: mitochondrial tRNA methylthiotransferase CDK5RAP1
Exons: 3
Coding region: 90-1841 (583 amino acids)
Biological process (GO): negative regulation of cyclin-dependent protein serine/threonine kinase activity; tRNA modification
Cellular component (GO): mitochondrion
Molecular function (GO): methylthiotransferase activity; 4 iron, 4 sulfur cluster binding
Source: RefSeq, a predicted model, not a curated record
AGAUAGGCAACAUGCUGUUCUCAACCUAAAGCCAAAGUUAUAAAAUGGUUAGGAAACGACUACUGUAAAAACAUGUUACGACAGUAAUUAUGCUCUUUUUAAGAAAUUGCAAGAACUUUUUAAUCCGACGAGAAUUUAAUCGUACUUUGCUGCGCCUUUCCCCGCUACUCUAUAGCAGCACUGACUGUAACAUACCACCGAAAGAUGAAGCAAAACCUCAUCGCCGAAGAUUGCUCGAUGGCCCUAAUCUUAAAGACUUUUUCAAGACUGAACACCUUCAAAACGUCGACCACUUGGACGAGAAUGAGAUAAUACCCUAUCUAAAAUCUUCUGUAACGUUAGGCAAGGCAAGAAAAGUGUACUUUGAGAUCUAUGGAUGUCAGAUGAAUCAGAAUGACACUGAGAUUAUUUGGUCCAUUUUGAAAUCAGUUGGUUAUAUUAAAACAAAUAAUUUAAAACAUGCAGAUGUCAUAUUGAUUAUCACAUGCUCAAUCAGAGAAGGUGCUGAACAAAAGAUAUGGAACAGAUUAGACUACAUCAAAGGGCUGACAAAGAAGAUCCAGAAAGAUGUGAAAAUUGGAAUUCUUGGAUGCAUGGCAGAGAGAUUGAAGCACAGAGUGCUGGAGAUUGACAAGAGUGUUGACCUUGUUGCUGGUCCGGAUAGUUAUAAAGAUUUACCGCGCCUGCUUGCUUUAGCUGAAGAUAAUGAGGUUGCCAUUAAUGUUAUGUUAUCUUGGGAUGAAACCUAUGCUGAUGUGAUGCCAGUUCGAUUAAAUGCCGACAGCAAAACGGCAUUUGUAUCAAUUAUGAGAGGAUGUGAAAACAUGUGCACUUAUUGCAUUGUGCCUUUCACACGUGGAAAGGAACGCUCACGCCCGACACAGUCAAUAAUCGACGAGAUUAAACAUCUGCGCGACGCUGGCAUCAAGGAAAUAACUUUGUUGGGUCAAAAUGUGAACAGUUAUAGGGAUUUAUCAGAGGAUGUUAACCAUGGAACGCCUACAAAUAUGGCGAAAGGGUUCAAAACUGUUUAUAAGCUGAAAGAGAGUGGAUUACGAUUUGCAGAUCUGCUGCAUCAAGUGGCUUCUGUCGAUCCUGAAAUCCGCAUACGUUUUACUAGUCCACACCCAAAGGACUUCCCGGAUGAAGUGCUCGAAGCUAUCCGUUCGUCUCCAAACAUCUGUAAAAGUCUACAUUUGCCUGCGCAGAGCGGUAAUUCCCAGGUGCUAGAGCGCAUGCGCAGGGGUUACACUCGCGAGGCUUAUGUAGAGUUAGUGGAUCAUGUACGCGCUGUCAUACCUGAUGUUGCUCUGAGCAGUGAUUUCAUCGCCGGGUUUUGUGGGGAGACAGAAGAAGAGUUCGAGGACACAUUGAGUCUCAUCCAUUACGUCAAGUUCAGUAACGCAUACUUGUUCCAAUACAGCAUGCGCGAAAAGACAACUGCGCAUCGAAGACUCGAGGACAACGUUCCGCUUGCUGUCAAACUAGAUCGCCUCACGCGCAUGGUCCACGCAUACCGAACCGAGGUGGCUGCGCUAAAUCAAGCACAAAUAGGCGCAUCGCACCUCGUGUUGAUCGAAGGGCGCAGCAAGCGCUCCGAGAACUUUCUUGCGGGUCGCAACGAUCACAACGUGAAAGUAAUCAUACCUGCCGGCGAAGUCGGCGACGCAACCGAUGGCAAUCUCGCGCCCAUCCGCCCGGGCGAUUACAUCGCGGUACAAAUCAACGCUUCCACCUCCCAGGUCCUGAAGGGUAUACCAUUGUACAGGACAACGCUUUCUGACUAUCAUGCAGCGAAAGCGUCUCCUUACGAGUAUCACGUACACAUGCAAAAUACAUAAAUAUAGAAUUUAUUCUGUCGAGUUAAA